ACACUCGGGACACACCCUUUCCUACCACACAGUGUGGUACAGUGCAGUGCAGUGGACAGGAGGUGGUUGAGAAACGUGUUCAAUAAGUCAGGAAAGUCUCUCAGCUCUCAGUCAGAUGGAGGUAGACCAGAUGGUGCCUUUGCCAAGGUUGCCCCGGGUCGCCGUGUGUGGAGGUACCCAUGGCAAUGAGCUGUCCGGUGUGUAUUUGGUGCGAGAGCUGCUGAAACUGCAGAGAGAAGUUAUGAAGAAAGAGCAAGAGGAGGACUCGAAGCCUGCGUUGGUGCUGCUGGUGCUGUCAAACCCGCGGGCAAUGCAGCAUUGUCGCCGAUACGUAGACACUGAUCUGAACCGCUGCUUUACCCACGCCACCCUCAAUGGUCCCUUCUCAGACAUGGCCCCCUAUGAGAUCAUCAGGUCCCGAGAGCUGAACGCCCUGCUAGGACCCAAGGGCAGUCCGGAGGCAGUGGAUCUGGUCUGCGACCUCCACAACACCACUGCCAACAUGGGCCUGUGCUUCAUCGGAUACUCUGACUGUGACUGGAUCUGCCUGCACAUAUUUAGACACCUGCAAAGGGAGAUGCCAGAUACACCAAUGAGAUUCCUACAUUUUGAUGUGUCCAACAAAGAGUCCUAUUCCCUUGAUUCACUGGGAAAACAUGGCUUUGCCAUGGAGAUCGGCCCUCAGCCUCACGGCGUGGUGAGGUCAAACAUCUAUACAGCAAUGAAAGUGGGUGUCCAGCACAUGCUUGACUGGGUCCGCCUCUUUAACUCAGGUAAUGUGUUUGAGGGAGGAUUUGUGGACGUGUUCACCAUGGUUAAACACAUCGACUACCCGAGAGACAGCGAGACCCGCAAUAUCACAGCAGCCAUUCAUCCUUGUCUCCAGGACCGAGACUUCUGCCUGCUCCACCCUGAAGACCCCCUGUUCCAGACGUUCUCAGGAGAAACAGUGAGGUAUAAAGGCACUGAACCUCUCUAUCCUUUCUUCAUCAACGAAUGCGCUUACUACGAGAAGGGCAUCGCUCUCUCCCUGGCAAGAAAGAGGCGCAUCACGAUUCCUGCAAUCCGGGUGCAGACGGAGCAGGAGCAACAAGCUAAUGAGCAGGGAUUUGCAUCAGAAGAAGAGGAGUGAAGACGUUUCCAACACGAGAGUGAUGGCUGAAUUAAAUUUUUACAAAAGCUUUCAUUGAAAUGAUGGCAUGCGUUAUCUUUCACAGACAUGCCACUGUGCAUUCAAGAAUUAAGUUUCUAGUAAGAAUUGAAUGUGUAAAAACAGAUGGCACGAAUUCAUAGGCAAUUUAAUUAUUUUAAAUAUUUAAAUUAAAAAAAUAGAAAUUCACUACCGAUUACUACAGCGAUGAUCAGGAUAUGUUCAAAAUGAAGUGCAAAGAAGCUUGUAAUAACAUGACCUUUAAAGUACAGUCACUGUACUGUUUCAGGUUCCUUGAAAUUAAUAAGUCAA
Molecule: messenger RNA, 1462 nt
Organism: Maylandia zebra (zebra mbuna)
Lineage: Eukaryota; Metazoa; Chordata; Actinopteri; Cichliformes; Cichlidae
Product: N-acyl-aromatic-L-amino acid amidohydrolase (carboxylate-forming) B-like
Cellular component (GO): cytosol
Molecular function (GO): hydrolase activity, acting on ester bonds; aminoacylase activity
Source: RefSeq, a predicted model, not a curated record